Boleophthalmus pectinirostris (great blue-spotted mudskipper) is the source of this 2264-nucleotide messenger RNA. Its product is annotated as nucleolin-like. Bases 107 to 2131 code for a protein of 674 amino acids. The transcript has 19 exons. Gene Ontology annotation, molecular function: RNA binding. Gene Ontology annotation, cellular component: ribonucleoprotein complex. The record is from RefSeq and is a predicted model, not a curated record. Lineage: Eukaryota; Metazoa; Chordata; Actinopteri; Gobiiformes; Gobiidae.
CUUCGCGGUACCCGUAGUGUAGCUAACGCAUGCGCAGUGGAGUUCAUGUGAUUGUUGUGAGUGCAGGAGGAACACGUGUGGAUUUCUGCACUGUAUUUUGUGAAAUAUGGCAAAAACUAACGUUCCCAAAGGAAAAACACGACAAAGUAGACGACUCAAUCCUGGUGUUGUGGAAGAAGAGGGAAACACCACUCCUGAAGAACAAGCAAAAGAUGAGCCAGAAGAGGCCAAAAUAGAAGUAGAAGACAAAGAAGAGAGUGAAGUUAAAAAUGACUCUACAGAAGACAAACCAGCAGAGGAGAAACCGGAGUCUGCAAACACAGAAGAGGUGCAGACUGAAGUGAUCCCUUCAGACGUCCAAGCAGAUGCAGAGGAGCCAACAAAAGAAGAAGAAAUCAAAGAUGAAGAGGAUGCUGAGGCGGAUGCUGUCAUCGAAGUGAAAGGCAGCACACCAACAGUGAGUGUAUCAUGGGAAAAGAAGGAGCAACAAGACCAAGAAAUGACUGAAGAUCUGAUCGAGAGCCACACCGCAGAGAUCAGUGACGAAGGGAAGGCCUCAACCCCAGAAGAGGUUUUGGAUAAAGAACCUGAAGAGACUCCAACAGAAGAGAAAGAAGAUGACAGUGAAGAGGAGGAGACCAACGACACAGUGGAGACUGAGAAGAGAGAAGACGCUGAAAGGGAAACUGCCGCCAGUGAAAAUGGUGAAUGUGGAGCCCCAAAAAGUGAAGAGGAGCAAGUGAGCAGUGAAGGAGAGAGUGAGAAAGUCAAGGAAACAACAGACGUUGAAAUGGAAACUGCCGCCAGUGAAAACAAUGAAUGUGGGUCCCCAAAAAGUGAAGAGGAGCAAGUGAGCAGUGAAGAAGAGAGUGAGGAAGUCAAGGAAACAACAGUUAAAGGAAAACGGAAGGCCCAGCCCUCAGUUGACUUUUCCCCAUCGAAGAAAAGUAAACUCAUAAAUGAUGGUUAUUGUGUUUAUGUUGGAAACCUAAACAAUUCCAAAUUCUAUGAGGACAUCAAAAAUACACUCGCCAACUACUUCAUGACACACAGUCUCCUGGUUCAAGACAUUCGACUGGACAAAGCCAAAAAACAUGCCUUUGUGGACCUGGCCUCAGAGAUGGACCUGAAUAAAGCACUAUCACUAAACGGAGAGGAGUUACUGGACAAACCCUUGAAAGUUGCCAAAGCUAAAGUCAAAGAGGCCACGGUCAAAGUCAAGGAUCCAGAGCAAAUCAAGCAAGCCAAGAAAGAGCGUUCCAUAUAUGUAGAAAACAUCCCUCUUUCUGCUACAAGAGAAGACUUGGUGAAGGUGUUUCCAAAAUUGACAGCUGUGAGGUUUCUUGGAGGAAUGGGUUGUGCAAGUAAAGGUGUUGCUUUUGUGGAAUUUCAACAUAAAUCACUGGCUAAGGCAGCUCUGAAACUGAACAAGAAAGUCAAGAUGCAGGAACGUGUGCUGAGGGUGAGCCCACUCAGAGACGCAACCAAAAGUGACUCCACUAAGAUUGAAGCUCCUCCCAGUGCCACUUUGUUUGUGAGAAAGCUGCCAGACAGAGUUCAGGAAAAACACAUCAAAAAAGUCUUUACGAACGCUGUAAAAAUCAACAUUCCACAGAACGAAGGGAAAUCCAAAGGAUAUGCCUUUGUAGAGUUUGAAUCUGUGGCAGAGGCAGAGGCGGCUCUAAAGUCCAGUGUAAAUAGUAAAAUUCUGAAGAGACCGUUCAAAGUCGCGUUUGGUUUGAAAUCAAAAACUGAGGAAAUAAAAGUUCCAUCUAAAUCCCUGGUAGUUCUGGGUCUGAGCGAAGGAACCAGCGCCAACACCCUGAAGGAGGCUUUUGAAGGAGCUCUGAGCUCAAGGAUCCUAAUGAACAAAAGCACUGGACUCUCGAGGAAGUUUGGCUUCGUGGAUUUUGAGAGCGUGGAGUCGUGCACAGCGGCCAAAGAGGGGGCAGGCGACAUGGAGAUCGACGGAUGCAAAGUGACUGUGGCCUUCGCUCGCCCCAAAAACUCUGAGGAGGCGAAUAGCGGAGAGAAAGGAACCAAAGGAGAGAAAGCGUGCUCAAGAGGAAAAAGACAUGGAGGUGAUCAAUCCUCACAGAAGAAAAGAAAACAGGCUGCAGAUCUGAAAUGAGAUUUGUUUAUGAAGAGGAGACUAGAAAUAUUUUUAUUGUGAAUGAUGUGAAUAUGUGUAAAGAUGAGGAAUUGUCUUUAUAUGAUUUUGUUUAAAAUAAAUAAAUAAAUAACUUGAUUAUUUUGUGGAGACA